Ochlerotatus camptorhynchus is the source of this 1202-nucleotide messenger RNA. RefSeq names its product pyrroline-5-carboxylate reductase 1, mitochondrial-like. Bases 167 to 997 code for a protein of 276 amino acids. Gene Ontology annotation, molecular function: pyrroline-5-carboxylate reductase activity. The transcript is spliced from 4 exons. NCBI's taxonomy places the organism in Eukaryota, Metazoa, Arthropoda, Insecta, Diptera, Culicidae. The record is from RefSeq and is a predicted model, not a curated record. Gene Ontology annotation, biological process: L-proline biosynthetic process.
UGUAGCAACAAGUUGCAUCAACCUCGUGACUGUCACGCGUGCCAGUUUUCUCGUGCAGCUUCGCAUCCGUCACAGUCGAAUUGAAUCCAAGUGAACACAGAUCAGUGUUUAUUCUGGCAUCAGCUGUGAUUUUGACGGAAACAUUUUUUGCAAAACAUAAAUCCAGAUGCGAACCGUUUGCGGAAAUCUGCUGAAAAUGGGCUUCCUUGGCGGUGGGAAAACGGCACAGGCCAUGGCCAAAGGAUUCAUAUCGGCAGGAUUAGUGAAGGGAGAAAACAUCGCAGCCAGUUUCAGUGCGAACGACGAGACAAACUUGCAAGCAUUCAAAGAACUUGGAGCCGGGACGUAUCUCGAUAGUGUACCGGUGGUGAAGCGAUCCGAAGUGGUGUUCAUUACACUGAAACCAUGGGUGAUACCAACGGUUCUGCAGCAAGUCAACACGUGCAGUAAGGACAAACUGUUCAUUUCCGUUGCGAUGGGCGUCAAGCUAAAGGAAUUGGAAAAGUCAUUGCUGCCAACGGCUCGUAUCAUCCGGGUGAUGCCAAACACGGCGACGUUGGUUCGAUGUGGCGCAUCGGUCUUCGUGCGAGGUAAAGCAGCAACCGAGGAUGAUUGUACGUUGACACAAGUUCUGCUAGAAUCGGUUGGGACCUGCGACGAAGUAACGGAAUCAUUAAUCGACCCCAUCACCGCUCUGUCGGGAAGUGGUCCGGGGUAUGUUUUCACCAUGAUUGAAGCGAUGGCCGACGGGGCCGUCAAGAUGGGACUGUCCCGGGAUUUGGCGUACAAGUUGGCUGCCCAAACGGUUAUGGGAGCCGGAAAGAUGGUUCUGGAAACGGGAGCACAUCCUGCACAGCUGAAAGACGAUGUCGCAAGCCCCGGAGGGUCAACCAUUACUGGGCUUUCGUUUUUGGAAAAGAAUGCAUUUCGCUACAUCGUCAGUGGUGCUAUCGAAGCGGCUACCGAAAGGUGUCGCGAGGUUUCGGGAAAAGAAUAAACCAAUUGAAAUGACGAUUCUGAGUGCGGAAAUAUAAUGUCAAAUUAGAUCACGUAACAAGAACAUCAUAUUUUAUGUAUGUAAGGUAAUCCAAUUGCUUCCAAUAUAACGUGAAAUCCAAAACAAUAAUCUUGCACAGUUGCAUAGUUGUACUUUUAAUUGCAAUGUUCUUAUAUGUAUGUGUCUUAAAACUACCUGGGUAAAU